GGCUCUGAUUAAUUGUCAGAGCAGCUGAAAAAUAAGGAGAGCCAGCAAAGGCGAGACUGCCCAGGGCAGGGGGACGGCUCGGAGGACUCUGCUGUGAGCCCUGAGCCUCCUCCAGGCUGGGUACAUAGGGAGGAUGAAAUGCUGCAGCUUCUUGUUAUCUCUUCCCUGUCUCCUCUCCAGCUGCUGUGUCUCCAUGUCAUGACAGAGCCAGGCACUGCAGGUCUGUGCCAUCCCUCUCGGGGCAGGGGCUGAAAGGCAUCGCUGGUGCUGUCGGGCAUCUGCCACCCACCCUCAAGCAAGUCCCUCGCAACCACAGAGGUCUCCAGACCCCCAGGGGCCUCAGCACUUGUGGCCAGCCCAGAAAGCAUCUGCGGUGCUCUGUGCCAGGCUCCAUCCCCGGUCCCCACUGGCCGCGCGCCGGCCGUGUCACUCUCGGUCACCACCUCGGCCAGGCAGUCACAGCGUUGUUCUAGGCCAGGCUCAGCCCAGAGGGUUUCAAAGCCACCGCGCCGGCCGUGCCGAGGGGGCUGUGACCACCGGCGAGUGGCCAGCCGGGGUGGAGUGGCUUCCCCACCCUUCCUGCGUGAGUGGGGCUCCCUGUGCCAAGGAAUGCAGGAGUCACCGGCCGGGGAGCUAGCACCGCGCCGGCAAGGAGCCCCGAGCCCUGGUGAGCCACGGCUCCGUCACAGCGGGAACGGCCCCCGCCACGCGGGAACAGCCCCGGCAGGCGGCACCCCUUGCCGCGUCGGUGCUGCCCCGGGGCCAGGCUGCGCACAGGGGCCCCGAAAUCACAGACGCGGCAAAGCACGUGCCGGGCUCGGCCCCAAUUUCCAGCACGGGGCCGGUAAGGGUUAACUGGCAGCAGUGAGCUCAGCUCCGGGCCAGUAAAUGGAGCAGCUCUUGGCCCCAGGGAGUGUUUGGGACCAGCUGGGCGGUGCUGCCGAGCCGGCUGGGGCAGUCGUGGUCUGGAAAGCACCAGCAUGGCCGAGCUGUGCCGCAGGGCACUGCAUGGGUGAGCCGGACAUGGGGCCUGACCCAGCCCACAGCACCAGAGCAGCCCAGUGUGGGGGCUCAGCCAGCUCAGCCCCUCCAAGGGACACAGGCACGGAGAAUGUCCAUGGCUGGGGCUUCCCCUGGGGCUGAGCAUCGCCAGCGUGGUCCCCAACACCUGCUGCAAAGCAUCCCUGUCCCUGUUCCUCUGUCCCACUGCCCAGCAUCCCUGUCCCCAAAUCUUCCAUCCCACUGCCAAACAUCCCUGCUCCUCUGUCUCCCACUGCCCAGCAUCCCUGUCCCCAAAUCUUCUGCAGAGCAUCCCCGUCCUCAACUCCUCCAUCCUUUGCAGAGCAUCUCUGCCCCCCAGCUCCCACCCUCAGAUCCCAGCAGGUUUCGGCCCCUCUCUUCCUCCGCUCUGGCUGUUCCAACCACAUUGUACAUCCUUUCCGCUGUGCUGAGCGUGGCCGGGGGUGUGCUGCCCUGGCUGCUGCCAUGUCCCCGUGCAGUGAGCCAUGGCCUGGAGCACCAGCCAGGCCUCCACACUGUACUUCAGCAGUGCCAUCAGCACCAGCAUAGGCUUGGUGGGUGCCAUGGUCCUCACACAGCUGCGGCAUCCCCAUACCCACUCACUGAGGGGGCAGGACUGGAGGAGGGAUCUGCUGAAGCUUAAGCCCAUGGUCAAACCACACCUUUAAGCUCUUCCAAUUGCCCUGAGUCCUGCCCCAAGACCAAAAUCGGUUUGGGACCUGCAUGGGGCCAAGCUGGCACUUCCAUGCAGCUGCAGUGCUUGGCCACACUUGGGCUGCUCCCGCAGGGUCCCAGGCAGCCUUUUCCCACCAGCCACACUCAUGCCGCCAGUGCCCACACCAGGGUACCAGCCACCAGGCACCAUGGGAUCCACAGUCCCCCUGAUCCGCACUCCGCUGCUCUGGAUGCCCCAGGGCAUGAUGGUGCCCCCUGCCCGCACUGUCUACAGUGGUCCCUGGCCCAGGUCUGGCAGAAUGGGGGCCCAUAGCAUGGCGAUGCUUAAUUACCAGGUAGGGAGUGGAGCAGGGCGGCAUCGCUCACGCACAGCUUGGAGCCACUCAGUCAUCCCAAAGGCAUCCGCCCCACAGGGAGGAGCACCCUGGCCCAGCAUGUAAAAGCAGCCCCGCACAGCCGGCUGCCUUGUCGCCUCAGAGCCUCCUCUGCUCCUGCUCCUCCUCACCACCCGGCACGGCUGCAGCGUCAUGGCAGGGCACGGCGCCAGCCUGCUCCUGCUCCUGGGUCUCAUGCCAGCUCUCCUCCUGGCCGUAAGGAUCAACAGCAAGGGCCGGGAGGUGCUGUACCUGGCCAAAGGUGACUCGGUGAAGCUGGGAUGCCCCUAUGUCCUUGAGCCCGAAGACAACGGUCCCCAGGGCGUGGGCAUCGAGUGGAUCCAGAUCACGCCCGAGCGGACCGGCCCAGAGAAUGUGUUCCUGUCCUACCAUGACCACCACGUCAACUACGGCAGUGGCUCAGGGCUGCAGGACCGAGUGGCCUUCGUGCAGAACGACCCCAGCCAGUACGACGCCUCCAUCCGCCUGGCCGACCUGCAGGUCUCCGACACUGGCACCUACCAGUGCCGGGUGAAGAAAAACACUGUGGCCGUGCACGAGGUCAUUGUCACUGUGCAAGAGAAGCCAGUCACCCCACAGUGCUGGACCGAGGGGGAGCUGAUAGAAGGGAGCAGCAUCCUGCUGCGAUGCUACAGCCGGGGAGGCACCUCCCCGCUUGCCUACCAGUGGGCCAAGCUGGCUGACGGCUACGGCGGGGGACGCCUGCCCUCCGGCACCAUCCAAGGACGUGCUCCUGGCGACCUGUUAAUCCGUAGCCUGUCGGAGGUGCACGCCGGUGUCUACCAGUGCCGCGUCACCAACCGUGUGGGCUACUCCGUGUGCCAGAUCAACCUCAACCCCACACCAAGCUGUGCUCCUGCGGCAGGAGGAAGGCAAGCGGGCAUCAUCGUGGGCUCCAUCCUGGGCUCCCUCCUGCUCCUCAGCCUGCUUGGACUCCUCAUCUGGGCGCUGAUCUGCCGCUACCGCCGGAAGGAGUGCCAGCGGACCUGCAGUGACUGCAGGAGCAGCACAGGCGGCACCAUGACCCGCACCUGCAACGUCUGCGCCCACCACAGCUACUCACCCCACGGCAUCAGCUACAUGCAAUGCCAGCACGGCGACGGCGACGAGCGGGCGGCCGCCCUCAUGUGCAACGAGGGCAUCCGGCACCAAGUCGCCUGCCCGGCGCUGUAACCCCCCGCCUGCCCCACACCUGCCCCCGAUUCGGCUCUACGGGGGGAGCAACUGCAAGCCCAGAGCUGGCGGCACUGCCGGGAUCCGGCACCAAGUGGUGCAGGGCUGUGCUGCCAGGGCUUGCCAUGCAAACUGAAGUCAGGAAUCCAGCUCCCUCCUCCCCCUGAAACAGCCCUGGCUUCCAGCAAACCUUGUUUGGGUUCAUCAAUCUGUUUUGUUGGUUUUCUUUUUUUUUUUUGGCCCCUUUUUUGUAUGUCCCCCCCCCAGCCACAGCCCGGCUCUCGGGGCGGCUCCCGGCCCCGCUCCCGAAGGCAUCCCUUGCUAGUGCAGCAAUAUUUAUUUCUCUCUGGCCCGUCCCCUCAGUGUCGAGCAGGGAUGUGGCAGCCCCGAAUCGCCCAAACCGGCUGCCCAGCAGCCUCCUGCCUCCGGCCCGGCGCCACCAGCGCCCCCGCAUUGGCUUUAGCAAUUGGGUGUUAUUCGAGAUGAGACGCCAUUGGCACCAGGAUUUGCAGUUUGGAGCAAGAAAAAAAUGAAAAGAAAUAAACUAAAGUGAAUUCA
Molecule: messenger RNA, 3821 nt
Organism: Grus americana (Whooping crane)
Lineage: Eukaryota; Metazoa; Chordata; Aves; Gruiformes; Gruidae
Gene: VSIG8
Product: V-set and immunoglobulin domain containing 8
Exons: 7
Coding region: 2223-3263 (346 amino acids)
Cellular component (GO): intracellular anatomical structure
Source: RefSeq, a predicted model, not a curated record